AUGCGUGCAUGGCAUACUAUACUUCUUCUCCCGGUCCUGGUAGCCUCAACUGCAACCGGCCGCUGUCGUCCAGCACAAGCCAGCAGUCGCAAAGACUGGGAUGACUUGAGCACCCAGGAAAGGACCGACUACAUAGACGCAGUCUGGUGUCUACGAGGACGUCCGGCUGUCCUUCCCAACGACCAAUACCCAGGAGUACGAGAUCGCCACGAUGACUUUGUAGCCACACACAUCAACUACACCCUCAACAUUCACAACGACGGUCUCCUCCUCCCCUGGCACCGGCAUUUCACCUACCUCUACGAAAAGGCCCUCCAAGACGAAUGCGACUAUCAACGAACCGUCCCAUACUGGAACUGGCCCACCACAACCAACCUAACCGCCUCCCCCGUCUUCGACGGAUCCCCCACCUCCUUCUCCGGCAACGGCUUACCCCAAAACAACACCUCGAACCUAUGCCCCCUAAACAUCACUCCCUGCCCCUCCCCCGGCACCGGCGGCGGGUGCGUAACCACCGGCCCUUUCUCAAACUGGUCCAUGCACCUGGGCCCCUUCUCCCUCUCCCAAGUAAUUCCCUACGGGGACCUCCCCGCCAACGCCUUCGCCUACAACCCACGCUGCCUAUCGCGGAACUUCACCACGGACUGGCUCGCUGCCCUGAACACCCAGGACAAAGUGGACGACAUGCUCGCGGCCACCGAUAUCGAGGGGUUCUUGGAGCUGAUGAGUCCCAGUGCGAAUGGGUAUGCGGGGGCUCACGAGGGAGGGCAUGCGAGUGUGGGGGCGAAUAUGCUGGAUACGUUUGCGUCGGCACAGGACCCUGUGUUCUUUUUGCAUCAUGCUAUGGUGGAUCGGGUGUGGACGUUGUGGCAACUUGGGGAUUGGGACGCGAGGAAAGAUGCGUUGAAUGGGACGACGGUUGUGCAUAAUCCUCCUGGGGCGCCGGAGGUUACGUUGGAUACGGUGAUGGAGUUUGGGGUGUUGGAUGAGCCGAGGAGGGUGGAGGAGGUUAUGGAUGUGUUUGGGGGGGAUUAUUGUUAUCGGUAUGAUUAG
Aspergillus welwitschiae is the source of this 1053-nucleotide messenger RNA. Its product is annotated as tyrosinase family protein. Gene Ontology annotation, molecular function: oxidoreductase activity. The record is from RefSeq and is a predicted model, not a curated record. The transcript has 4 exons. The coding region runs from base 1 to 1053 and encodes 350 amino acids. Lineage: Eukaryota; Fungi; Ascomycota; Eurotiomycetes; Eurotiales; Aspergillaceae.